AUGGUGAAUGACAUCAAAACAGUUAACCCCAUAAACCAGUUAGUUAAGUUCGCGGAUGACAUGACAUUAGAAGUACCAGGAAUGAAAACGGAGAUACAUCCCAAGCCGAAGUGGACAGUAUACAAACAUGGUCUGAAAAUAACUCGAAUGUCCUUAAAUAUGGAAAAGACGUAUGAAAUGAUUGUUAGGAGAAAUAUCCCUACGCUGUUGCCUGAUCCUUUUCCAUUUAUUAAACGAAGGACGUGGUUAAAGAUUUUAGGAAUUACAUUACAGGAUCUCCCUUCCAAGUGGGAUUUGCAUUUUGAUGAAAUGUUGAAAAAAGCCAGUGCAAGAAUGUAUAUAAUGCGUGUCUGUAAAUACUAUGGCUUCCCAAUCAAACAACUGGACAUGCUGUUUAACACUUUAAUUAUGCCUAUAAUCACUUACGGCAUAGAACUUUGGGGAGGCGCAUACUUCAAUAAAUACAUUAGUCAAAUAGACAAAUUCAUCAAUCGCGCUCACAGAAAUGGUUACAUAUCGGGAAAAUUGAAUAUUAAGGAGAUAAGCAUCAAAAGGGACAAGAAACUUUGGGAUAAAGUAAUACAUAAUAAAGAUAAUGCACUACAGGAGCUUUUACCAGAUAAAUUAAAUAGACAUCUUAGGCCAAGGGGACACGAGUUUGAACUUCCAUUA
Paramuricea clavata is the source of this 672-nucleotide messenger RNA. Lineage: Eukaryota; Metazoa; Cnidaria; Anthozoa; Malacalcyonacea; Plexauridae. The record is from the annotation of a GenBank genome assembly.